Penicillium riverlandense is the source of this 1395-nucleotide messenger RNA. Its product is annotated as RPAP1 family protein. NCBI's taxonomy places the organism in Eukaryota, Fungi, Ascomycota, Eurotiomycetes, Eurotiales, Aspergillaceae. Bases 1 to 1395 code for a protein of 464 amino acids. Gene Ontology annotation, biological process: transcription by RNA polymerase II. Gene Ontology annotation, cellular component: nucleus. The transcript has a single exon. The record is from RefSeq and is a predicted model, not a curated record.
AUGGCAUUUCGAGGCGAGCGCUUCGUGCUCGACCUAGACGAGAACUCCAGUCCACCGGAAGCUGCUGCGGCUGUGCCGUCCCCGUUCUCCCUCAUCGGCGAAAUCCAGGAACGCGCUCCUGCCGCCGCCCCGUCCGCUCCAACCCCACCGGCGCCGUCGCUGUCCUCGACCGGCUUCCCGCCUCAUCGCCAGCGCAACAAGACGUCUGCUUUUAAACAGCGACGGGCGAAACAGCAAGAUGCGCCGAAACCCGCGGCACAGCCGGCAGCACCGGACGACAAGCAGUCGAUUGACGAGGAGAACCGCCGCCAGCUGGCGUCCAUGUCGAACGCGCAGAUCCAGCAGGAGCGUGAAGAGCUGAUGGCCUCCAUGGAUCCGGGUCUGUUGCAGCGCUUUCUGCGCCGUGCUAAGAUAGACGAGGAUGACAAAACGGGAGAUGCAGCCCCGACAUCAGAAGAUCCGUCGACAUCAUCCAAGCCGAAAAAGUCGGUUUCCUUCGAUAUACCUCCACCCGCCUCGGCCGCACCACAACCACAACUCCAGUCUACUUCAAAAACGCCUGCCCAUGAUGACACGCCCCCGACAAACCUCCCAUUCGACCUGCACCCGGCAUCCGAACGCCCAUCCCUCGACCCAGCCAUGCUAGAAACCUUCCACUUCCCGCAACCAAAGCAACCAAUGCCAACUCUCGACCCAUCGUCCCCCUCCUUCUUAUCCGAUCUCCAAUCCCACUACUUCCCCGAGAUGUCACACGACCCGUCCGCGCUCUCCUGGCUCCAACCACCCUCCAGCGACGCAGAAGACCCAGACAGCAGCUCAGCAUACCACCCCGCCAGCAGCGCAAUUUCGCUCGCACCAUCAUCAAUCCGUUUCUCGUUGCGAGGUACAAUCCUCGCGCCCUCGACAUCACUCUCCCUCCCCACAACACUGGGCUUACACCAUCACGGGGACGAUCCGCAGGCGGCGGGGUAUACGAUUCCCGAACUGGCGAUUCUGUCGCGAUCUUCGUUUCCCGCGCAGCGAUGUGUUGCAUGGCAGGUUCUCGGACGGAUUCUGUUUCGGCUUGGGCGGGCGGAGUUCGGGGAUCGCGGCGGGCAGUUGUCGGAGGGGCUGUGGCAUGUUAUUGAGAAGGAGGGCGUGGUGGGUGGGAUGCUAGCUGAAGCGGAUGGGGCUGCUGGGCUGGGGUUGCCGGGGAAGAAGACUCAACAGCAACGAGGUGGAGAGCAGAAAGGGAAGAGUGAGAAUGAUCCUACUGGUGGUGAUGCACCUGCUGCUUCGGGCAUCGGACGCCAUGCUAGUGCCGCUGCAUGGGCGGUUGAGGGUGUGUGGUUGUGGCAGAAGGGUGGCGGUAGUGAUCGUGGUCUAUUGAAAGAGGGCCAGAUUCGAUCACAGUAG